Messenger RNA from Penicillium subrubescens, 270 nucleotides. RefSeq lists its product as uncharacterized. The transcript has a single exon. Bases 1 to 270 code for a protein of 89 amino acids. The record is from RefSeq and is a predicted model, not a curated record. Lineage: Eukaryota; Fungi; Ascomycota; Eurotiomycetes; Eurotiales; Aspergillaceae.
AUGGCCACUGCGGGGGAAAGGAAAGUCAAGGUUAAGGUCAAUCUCAUUUCUCCUUUCUCCAGUGUCUACCCCAUCGUUCCGCGGACGCGCUGUGCAAUCUCUGACGUCUCCAGCGAUUUCCUAAUUAUGCGUAUCUGCGAUGUCGGACGACGAGGACCAGUCAAUGUCAGCCCUCGCCUCACACGGGCCCAAAGUCUGGCGAUCGCGGAAUGCCGGAAGGCUCCUCCUACUUAUCAUGUUGAUCGACUAGGUUUAUCCCUGUUGGAAUGA